AUGACCAAAUUUGUUGGAUGUAUUGAUUUACACAAUGGGGAGGUUAAACAAAUUGUCGGAGGGACCUUAAGAGACGAAGAAACGAGUAAUUUAAAGACAAAUUUCGUGUCGAAGAGGCCUUCAUCGUUUUAUGCUCGUCUUUACCAUGAGAAGCACAUUGACGGGUGUCAUGUAAUAAAAUUGGGACCUAACAACGACGAAGCAGCAAUUGAUGCGCUGAAAGCGGCUCCAGGUUUUCUCCAGGUUGGUGGAGGCAUAAAUUUGGACAACUGCGAAGAAUGGCUGGCUUACGCUAGUAAAAUUAUUGUGACAAGUUGGCUGUUUACUACGGAGGGCGAUUUUCAAAUGAAUAGAUUGAAGCAGAUUUCGAAACAGUGCGGUCCAGAGAGACUUGUGGUUGACUUGAGUUGUAGAAAAGUCGUGGCAACGGGAACCGUCAAAUGGGUUGUCGCGAUGAAUAAAUGGCAGAAACUUACGUCUUUGGAAUUGAGCGCACAGACAUUCCAGUCGUUGAGUAUGUUCUCUCACGAGUUUCUCAUACACGCGGCGGAUGUAGAAGGUCUCUGCAGGGGCAUAGAAGAAGACCUUGUCGAGCGACUCUACGAAUGGACUAAAGAUCUGCCCAACGUGAAAAUAGUGUACGCAGGCGGCGCGAAAAGUAUCGAAGACCUGGAAUUGGUCAGUGGAUUGAGCCAUGGCAAAGUGGAUCUCACUUUUGGCAGCUCUUUGGACUUGUUUGGCGGUGAAUUAGUCAAAUUCGAAGACUGCUGCAAAUGGAACGAAACUCAUUAA
Lachancea mirantina is the source of this 792-nucleotide messenger RNA. The record is from the annotation of a GenBank genome assembly. Lineage: Eukaryota; Fungi; Ascomycota; Saccharomycetes; Saccharomycetales; Saccharomycetaceae.